Alnus glutinosa is the source of this 547-nucleotide messenger RNA. RefSeq lists its product as uncharacterized. NCBI's taxonomy places the organism in Eukaryota, Viridiplantae, Streptophyta, Magnoliopsida, Fagales, Betulaceae. The transcript has 2 exons. The coding region runs from base 120 to 380 and encodes 86 amino acids. The record is from RefSeq and is a predicted model, not a curated record.
UCUUUUUUUGCGUCACGAAGUUAGCUAUAAAUCAAAGACUCCCAUACUUAUCUUAAUCACAGGUUUGAAAGCCAUCUUCACUCAAAAAGAACCAAAGACUCUCACAGUCACAACAAACCAUGAAGGCCUGGUGUAGAGCACUGGCUGCUAUCACUGUUGCACUUUCAUUGAUAUCAUUGUUCUGGCCUAAUGGAGCCCAAGCUCACGCCCGUCCGUUCCCACAUGCACCUCCCUUCUCGGAAUCAUCUUCUCAAGCUCUCAAGGAUUUGCAAGCCGACAGGAAGAAUCCUGACAAGCAGCUGGACUCAUGCUUUCGAAGGAUUCCUCCGUCCACCUCCAAUCCCAUACAGAACAAGUUCAAUCCUCCAUCAGACAGAUGAGGUACAGAAGAAGGAUUACUGGAAUCGCAACAAUGUCUGAGUUUUUCUUUUUAUUCGUUACUAUUUUUGUUAGACGUAGAGUUGUAGUGUUUUACUUUUUAAGAAUCCAAGAAAAGUUAUAUGUAUUGUACUCAUAAGUUUUCGCCAACACAAAGCUGUUUUAUUCC